AUGUCUGCCGCCGAGGAUUUGUUGAGGGAUUUUGAGGACUCCGACUUGGAGGAUCUCGUAGAAGAAGAGGAAAAUGGAGUGGAAAAAAUGGAGGACGUGACCGAAACGGCGGAAGAAACCCAGAAAGAAGAAGACACCGGAGUCAAGAAUGACUUUGAAGUGGCCAUGUUAGCGGCCGACGAACUCUCUCGUCUACACAAAGUUCUUCGCGACUAUUACUCGAUUCGAUUUCCCGAGCUCGAGACGCUUGUCACGAAUCCCAUUAACUACGCCAAAACAGUCGCUAUCCUGGGCAAUGGCCCUCUCGAUGACAUCAAGAAACUUUCGACCUCAUCCGACAACAUGGUCGGUGCUCCGUUGAACACGGUUUUGGACGGUCCUUCGUCGAUGGUUGUUACAGUCGAAGGCACAACUACGCGGGGGAGGGAAAUGACCGAAUCCGAGCUUGCAGCCGUCCUCAGCGUAUGCGAAAAGAUUUUAAAACUCGACCGUGAACGAACGGCGCGCAUAGAGAGUGUGCAGUCUCGCAUGACGGAGAUUGCGCCGAACCUGACCGCUCUCAUCGGAUCACACACUGCAGCACAAUUCUUGAACCAGGCCGGUGGCAUUUUAGAACUAGCCAAAAUUCCAGCUUGCAAUCUCGCUGCACAGGGCUCGAAGAAACAAGAAGGAUUGGGGUUUGCGACAAACGUCGGCAUUCGCCAACAAGGAUUUUUAUAUCAUUCUCCGAUGAUUCAAGACAUUCCAAACGAUGUCAAACGCCAGGCAAUGCGUAUCGUGUCGGCAAAGUUGGUACUCGCUGCGCGGGCCGACGCUGCUCGAAGCAGCCUGGAUGGAUCUAUGGGCGAAGAGCUCAAGCAACAUUGUUACCAACGCCUAGACAAGCUGACUGAACCGCCACCGAAUAAGGGACCUCGAGCGUUGCCGGCGCCAGACGACAAACCGGCGCGAAAGAGAGGCGGUAGGCGUGCUCGCAAUGCCAAGGAAGCUGUGGCCACGACGGAAAUCCGAAAAGCGCAGAACCGAGUUGCCUUUGGUAAAGAGGAACAGGAAGCUGGAUAUGGUACGGGCGAUUCGUCGGUGGGAUUGGGUAUGCUCGGGCAGCAGAACGACGGGCGUAUUCGCGCCAUGCAGAUCGACCAGCGAACCCGAGCCAAGCUGAGCAAAUCCAAUAAAGGCUGGGGUGGUGCCACUCCUGUCAGCGGCACUGCGACAUCGCUGCGCGGCCCCGGGAGCGCAAGUGUCCUGGGUUUGCGGUCGUCAGGAGUGGGCACUUCUCUUGGGGCACAGGCUGGAACGGCCAGUUCUAUCGCGUUCACGCCGGUGCAAGGGCUGGAGCUGGUGGAUCCCAAAGUGCAGGCUGAGCUCAACCGCAAACGCAAGGCCGAGGAGGACCGAUGGUUCAAAGGCGGCACCUUUACGCAGGUCAGCAGCGAGGGCUUCAAAGUCCCCGACGUUCCAGCGCGCAAGAAAGUCGACACUGGGGAUGGGAAGAUGGCACCGCCGCCGUUGCCAGGGAGAAGGUGA
This is a messenger RNA of Talaromyces rugulosus, 1527 nucleotides long. RefSeq lists its product as uncharacterized. Gene Ontology annotation, biological process: spliceosomal tri-snRNP complex assembly; mRNA splicing, via spliceosome. The coding region runs from base 1 to 1527 and encodes 508 amino acids. The record is from RefSeq and is a predicted model, not a curated record. Gene Ontology annotation, cellular component: precatalytic spliceosome; U4 snRNP; U4/U6 x U5 tri-snRNP complex. Lineage: Eukaryota; Fungi; Ascomycota; Eurotiomycetes; Eurotiales; Trichocomaceae. The transcript has a single exon.